AUGUCGUUUCCCAAGUCGUGCAAGGCCGCCGUCUUCACCGAGGCCAACAAGCCCCUCACCGUCAAGGACGUCGACCUCAGCCCACCCAAAAAGGGCGAGAUCCUGAUCAAGGUCGAGGCCUGCGGCGUAUGCCACUCGGACUCAUUUGCCGGACAGGGCAUGAUGGGCGGCCUCCCCCGCAUCCCCGGACACGAGAUCAUCGGCCGCAUCGUCGCCGUCGGCCCAGAGGAGGACAGGUGGAAGGAGGGCAACCGCGUCGGAGGCGCAUGGCACGGUGGCCAGGACAACACCUGCCGCAGCUGCCGAUCCGGCUACUUCCAGAUGUGCGACAACGCCCAGGUCAACGGCAUCACUCGCGACGGCGGCUACGCCGAGUACUGCAUCCUCAACUCGGUUUCGGCGGUCCGCAUCGACUCCGAGGCGCCCGCCUCGCAGCUGGCCCCGCUCAUGUGCGCCGGCGUGACGGUGUACAACGGCAUCCGGCAGCUCCGCAUCACGCCCGGCGAGGUCGUGGCCAUCCAGGGCCUCGGCGGUCUCGGCCACCUCGCCGUCCAGUACUCGCGCGCCAUGGGCUACCGCACCGUCGCCCUGUCGCGCGGCAGCGACAAGAAGGACUUUGCCAUGAACCUCGGCGCGACCGACUACAUCGACACGGAAAAGGAGGAUCCCGUCGAGGUGCUCAACAAGAUGGGCGGCGCCGCCCUGGUUGUCGCCACCGCCCCCAACCCCAAGGUCAUUUCGCCCCUCGUCGCUGGCUGCAAGGCCAUGGGCAAGUUGCUCCUCCUCACCCCCGUCGGAGACGUGCCCUUCAACUCGAUCGCCAUGAUCACCAAGGGCAUCUCGGUCCACGGCUGGCCCUCGGGCCACGCCCAGGACACCGAAGACACGGUCGCCUUUUCGGAGCGCUUCGGCAUCAAGUGCAUGGUCGAGGAGUUCCCGCUGGACAAAGCGCAGGAGGCCUACCAGCACAUGAUGGACAACAAGGCCCGCUUCCGCGCCGUCCUCACCAUGCAGUAG
Molecule: messenger RNA, 1017 nt
Organism: Pseudozyma flocculosa PF-1
Lineage: Eukaryota; Fungi; Basidiomycota; Ustilaginomycetes; Ustilaginales; Ustilaginaceae
Exons: 4
Coding region: 1-1017 (338 amino acids)
Molecular function (GO): oxidoreductase activity
Source: RefSeq, a predicted model, not a curated record